Molecule: messenger RNA, 816 nt
Organism: Aspergillus heteromorphus CBS 117.55
Lineage: Eukaryota; Fungi; Ascomycota; Eurotiomycetes; Eurotiales; Aspergillaceae
Exons: 2
Coding region: 104-718 (204 amino acids)
Source: RefSeq, a predicted model, not a curated record
GGCACAUGAUUAGGAUCUGGAGAGGUCUCACCAACCGUCACCAUCUGUGCUCUGGGAUUCCGUUCCCCUUCGAUUGUAUUAUACCUUCAGUCCAUAGCCAACGAUGGCAUCUUUCGGGGGCAGAGGUCCGGCAAAGCCCACCCUCGAAUAUAAACCACAGAUUCUCCACUCUCUUGGGUCGCGUACGAUCGAAGUCUGCAAUAAUCAGGUCAUUAAAUCCGGGGCUGGUUUGCGCAACCAUGAAGUCAGUAACAUGAAAUUUGUUGCUGAGCAUACUAUUAUUCCUGUUCCUCGGGUUCAUAGAGUUGAAAGAGACAAAGAUGGCAAAGUCCUCAAGAUUUAUAUGGACUACAUGCCAGGGAAACCUUUGGAUAAAUCUUGGGCAACUAUGACUGAAAGUGAAAGGAAAUCUGUCGCUGAAGACCUGUGCAACUACAUAAACCAACUCCGCAAGUUGAAGGGGGGUUACAUUGGAGGCGCCGACCGUGGUCAGGCAGUCAUCGGCCAGCACGUAUUCCACGAAGGUGGGCCAUUUGACCAAGAAUUCCAAUUCAACGAUUUCCUUUUCUCGAAGAUAAUCUCAAGAGUCCCAAGCACUCUUCGGUACCAUGCAACCAAAACCUUUAAGGAAGACCACGAGAUCGUUUUCACCCAUAGUGAUACAGCCCCGAGGAAUAUCUUAGUCGAAGGUGGCCAUGUCACCGGUAUCUUGGACUAGGAUCACUCUGGCUGGUAUCCAGAAUACUGGGAGUACGAGAGGACUUACCGGCACUUUAAUGAUGUUCCUGACUGGCUAGAUUAUGUUGACAUCUUUCU